This is a messenger RNA of Daphnia pulicaria, 1124 nucleotides long. RefSeq names its product SEC14-like protein 3. The coding region runs from base 358 to 945 and encodes 195 amino acids. The record is from RefSeq and is a predicted model, not a curated record. The transcript has 7 exons. NCBI's taxonomy places the organism in Eukaryota, Metazoa, Arthropoda, Branchiopoda, Diplostraca, Daphniidae. Gene Ontology annotation, cellular component: cytoplasm.
UAUUAAUUAAUAACGAGGUAACGAGGAGGUGCCGGUGUGGCGGCAGACCCAUUUCGGUCAUAUACAGAACAACAGAAGCUAUUAAAAAUCAACACUGAUAUCAUUUUAGAGCUACUUUUAAUCUUUGUUUGUUACCCGUCAAUCAAAAGCGUAAAAGAUUUUGAUCUCUGCUCUACAUAUAGAUUGAGAUUAUGCCAUUUGUGAACUAUGAGCGUGACCAAAAUAAAGCAGAUAACUUUUAGUUCACUAGCCAGGGCCACUCAAGCGCCGCCUUCACGAUAACCUGCAUAAUCCUGUCUAUAAAUAGGUUGGGUUAAGUAGUAUUUAGAAACAUUUGGAAAAAAGACACCGCCAAAAAUGUUCGUUUCCGAACUAAACGAAACCCAGCGCGCAACUUUCGAUCAGUUUAAAAACAACGUCAAAGAUUGUAAACUGCCCGACCCAAACGAUAAUUACAUCCUCAAAUGGCUUGUCGCACGAAAUUUCGAUUUGAACUUAGCCGAGAAAAUGCUGCGACACUCCGUUGAAUGGCGUCGUGCGAACCGAAUCGACGAAAUACUCGAUAACUGGGAGCCACCAAUCGCCCUCGUCAAAUAUUAUCCCUUGGGAAUAGUGGGUUGGGAUAAACAAUUUCGGCCAGUGUGGACCAUAGCAUUCGGUCACAUCGACUGGAGAGGAAUACUGCAGUCAGUGAGCAAGCGCGAUUAUUUGCGCUACGUCUGCUAUUUAGUGGAAAAGGGAAUAGUGGAAUUUAAAAAGUGCUCGGAACGAGCCAAGAAACCCGUUUCUACUUCAACAUUCAUUAUCGACAUGGAGGGGCUAUCCAUGAGGCAGAUGGGUUACAAGCCAUUCAGGGACAUUGGAAUCGAAACUGUUAAAAUCUUGGAGGCCAACUACCCCGAAGAUCUUUCUAAAGUCAUCAUCAUCAACGGUAUAUGCGCUUGAAACCCUAUUGCUUUUGGACAACCCGUUUUUGAUAGCUUUGUCUAUUAUUAGCUCCCAAGCCGUUCACCUUGGUAUUCUCCAUGGUGAAACCAUUCCUUCAUCAGGUGACGCUCGACAAGAUUAGCGUCUAUGGCUUCGACAAGAACGAGUGGAGCGCUGCUUUACUGAAAGAAAUCGAC